AUGUCGGCUUUCCAAAAGCCAAGUUCCAUAUCUGUUAAGGGAUUCAGGAUUUCUACUCAGAAGCGACCUAUACUCAAAGCCGAUCCGAUCGAGGACAUGACAAACCAGUUGGGUAUCGCCCCACCAGAGAUGAUUUUUGGUGAUAACUAUGUAACUAUUGAUUAUGAAAUGGGAAAUUGGGGCAUCACUUUCAACGCGUUUGAUGCCUUGGAUCGUGUAGAUAAGACAGGCUCAUCAAUGUUAAAAGUUGCACAUUCGAAAGAAUGGCAAAAAAGCAGGGAGAAAAACCACGAAGGGAUCAAAGAAGUUGUCAAACCAUUUGACUGGUCCUAUAGCACAGACUAUCCGGGUACUCUUCUUGCGGGAAGCCCGCCGUUUGAGAAAACAAACAAGCCCAUUCCUGUCGAAUUGCUAAAACGUCCGGAUCCCAUCUUAUUUUUCGAUGAUGUCGUUUUAUAUGAAGAUGAACUCGCUGACAAUGGGAUCACGACGUUGUCAUGUAAGAUUCGUGUCAUGCCAAACCGUCUGCUUCUGCUUUUGAGAUUUUUCAUGAGGCUUGAUAAUGUUCUGUUUCGCCUUCGCGAUACGAGAGUGUAUAUUGAUUUUGAAAGACUGGAAGUGAUUCGUGAACACCAGUCCAAAGAAUGCGAUUACGAGACUGUCCGCCAGGUCUUGGCAACUACCAGAGAGGAUGUUCCAGCCGUUAUGAGAGAUCCCAACAGACUAUCAGAAAUCCUUCCGCUUCUUGAGAAGCGGUUGGAACGAGUCGUGUUGGGGGUGUAG
Molecule: messenger RNA, 783 nt
Organism: Aspergillus tanneri
Lineage: Eukaryota; Fungi; Ascomycota; Eurotiomycetes; Eurotiales; Aspergillaceae
Product: TIP41 family protein
Exons: 4
Coding region: 1-783 (260 amino acids)
Biological process (GO): TOR signaling
Cellular component (GO): cytosol
Source: RefSeq, a predicted model, not a curated record